This is a messenger RNA of Nipponia nippon (crested ibis), 312 nucleotides long. RefSeq names its product heat shock factor binding protein 1 like 1 (gene HSBP1L1). Gene Ontology annotation, cellular component: nucleus; cytosol. Lineage: Eukaryota; Metazoa; Chordata; Aves; Pelecaniformes; Threskiornithidae. The record is from RefSeq and is a predicted model, not a curated record. Gene Ontology annotation, biological process: cellular heat acclimation. Gene Ontology annotation, molecular function: transcription corepressor activity.
AUGCCGCCAGUCUUGUCGGUUCAGACGUUCUGGUGCAAGGAGCUUCAACAAGCACGGUAUUUUUACCACUCUGCGGACAGUGCGCUGCGCGAGCUGCAGGCGAGCUUCCAGGCGCUGACCGAGAAGAUCACGCUGAGCAUGGAAGAAAUGGGUGAGCGCAUUGAUGACCUUGAGAAGCACGUUGCUGACCUGAUGACAGAGGCUGGGAUAGAAAACACCGAUGAAGAGUUGAGACUUGCCCGCGUGGCUCAGAGCACACCUCGUAAAUACAUUCGCCCCGAACACAGCGGUUGUUUCUUCCUGCAGCAGUAA